AUGGAAUAUUGGUAUGAGAUUCUAGCAAUUAUCAGUUGGAUUCUAUCAACUUUUCUCAUCAUAUUCUUCCGGAAAUUUUACAAAUCAUGCUCCAGAAUAAUCGCAUUUUUCACGCUGAAAAUUCUGAUUGAUUGGUUUAUUUUCGAAGGAAUCGUCAAGUUUCCAGGUGAUGGAGAUAGUUUCAAAUGUCGAAUUAUGGCUGAUUGUGUUUAUUUGAUGUUCACAAAUAUUAUUUACAUUCAAGUUUUCUUCUCUGAUUAUAAAUUGGAUCCCGCAUUUUUUGGUAUCUCGUUGGCUUUAACAAUUAUGUCAGCAAUUAUUGGAAUAUUUUUCACAAUGCAAAGUGAUUGGGAUAAAACUUCUCUUUGUUUAGUUCCUUUGAUAGAACAUGGUAUAUCUAUGUAUUUAUUUGUUGAGAAAACGAUUUCUCUUUUCAAAUCUGAUUUUUAUACUGGAUAUUUUAAAGUUCUCCUUUUGGUGUCAAUAAUUAUUAAAAUUAUUGGUAAUAACAUUUUGCGUUGUUCAUAUUUUUACAUUUUUCAAUACGAUUUCCUAUUUUAUAUUUCUCAAAUAGUUUUGAACAUUUUUCUUGUAUUUUUCUUCAUGUUUUAUCGUCGGAUUAAUGUGACACAUUUCAAUUUAUUUUCUGUUUCAAACAAAUCUCGAAGUAUGGAGAAACGAUUAAGUAUAACUUCAAGAGAAACUAAUUAUACAUUUCAAAAUGCUGCUGUUGAAUUAAUGUUUCCGGCAGACAAUGAAUUGAAUACAAUUAGCGAGUGCAGUUCAAUCAAUAGCAAUUUAUCAUUAGAUAUGCAGAAUACGACUACGGUAAUGGCCUGCAGAAAACAUAAUUCUGAUUAGAGUAAUCUGUUUUUUUACAGCCAAGAGACAUGAAAGUGUAUACUGUAUCAGAAGAAGUUCAAAAGAAGAAAUCUUCAAGAUUAUCAAAAAUCUCAAGGAAUCUCAACAAAGUAGGAUCAGAAGAUACAACAUCAAAUAGAUCAUCAAAUAGAGUUUGA
Molecule: messenger RNA, 1019 nt
Organism: Caenorhabditis angaria
Lineage: Eukaryota; Metazoa; Nematoda; Chromadorea; Rhabditida; Rhabditidae
Source: the annotation of a GenBank genome assembly